GUCUCGGUGGUGCGGCCUUGCGUCCUGCCCCGGGCUGCUCCAGAGGUCUGCCGGGCGGCGCGCGGCAAGGGAAGCCAUUGGGAACGCGGAGUCGGAUCCACCAAGAACAUGGAGGCCCCCCACGAGGACGCCAGCGCCACCGCGCCUGAGACGGCAGCCAACGAGGUUUCUCUCUUCAGCAUGACGGACAUGGUUCUGUUUUCUCUCAUCAUGGGUCUCCUCACCUACUGGUUCUUCUUCAGAAAGAAAAAGGAAGAAGUCCCCGAGUUCAGCAAAAUCCAGACAACGACCACCUCUGUCAAAGAGAGCAGUUUCGUGGAAAAAAUGAAGAAGACGGGGAGGAACAUCAUUGUCUUCUAUGGCUCCCAGACGGGGACUGCUGAGGAGUUUGCCAACCGUCUGUCCAAGGAUGCCCACCGCUACGGGAUGCGGGGCAUGGCCGCGGACCCUGAGGAGUAUGACCUGGCCGAUCUGAGCAGCCUGCCCGAGAUUGAAAACUCCCUGGUGGCCUUCUGCAUGGCCACCUACGGUGAAGGUGACCCCACCGACAACGCCCAGGACUUCUAUGACUGGCUCCAGGAGACAGAUGUGGACCUCACUGGGGUCAGGUUUGCGGUGUUUGGCCUCGGGAAUAAGACGUACGAGCAUUUCAAUGCCAUGGGCAAGUACGUGGACCAGCGGCUGGAGCAGCUUGGCGCCCAGCGCAUCUUUGAGCUGGGCCUGGGCGAUGACGACGGGAACUUGGAAGAGGAUUUCAUCACGUGGCGGGAGCAGUUCUGGCCGGCAGUAUGCGAGUUCUUUGGGGUGGAAGCGACCGGGGAGGAGUCGAGCAUCCGCCAGUAUGAGCUCGUGGUGCACCCAGACAUUGACCCAGCCAAGGUGUACGUGGGCGAGAUGGGCCGUCUGAAGAGCUACGAAAACCAAAAGCCCCCCUUCGAUGCCAAGAAUCCCUUCCUGGCUGCUGUCACCACCAACCGGAAGCUGAACCAGGGCACCGAACGGCAUCUCAUGCACUUAGAGUUGGAUAUCUCAGACUCCAAGAUCAGGUACGAAUCUGGGGACCACGUGGCUGUGUACCCAGCCAACGACUCGGCCCUUGUUAGCCAGAUCGGGGAGAUUCUGGGGGCUGACUUGGAUGUCGUCAUGUCCCUGAACAAUCUGGAUGAGGAGUCCAACAAGAAGCACCCAUUCCCCUGCCCCACCACCUACCGCACGGCCCUCACCUACUACCUGGACAUCACCAACCCGCCUCGCACCAACGUGCUCUAUGAGCUGGCGCAGUACGCCUCGGAGCCCUCAGAGCAGGAGCACCUGCGCAAGAUGGCAUCGUCCUCCGGAGAGGGCAAGGAGCUGUACCUGAGCUGGGUGGUCGAGGCCCGGAGGCACAUCCUGGCCAUCCUGCAGGAUUACCCGUCUUUGAGGCCGCCCAUUGACCACCUGUGUGAGCUGCUGCCAAGGCUGCAGGCCCGCUACUAUUCCAUUGCCUCAUCCUCCAAGGUUCAUCCCAACUCUGUGCACAUCUGUGCGGUGGCUGUUGAAUAUGAAGCCAAGUCUGGCCGUGUGAACAAGGGGGUGGCCACCACCUGGCUGAGAAACAAGGAGCCAGCUGGCGAGAACGGCCGCCGUGCCCUGGUACCCAUGUUCGUGCGCAAGUCUCAGUUCCGCCUGCCCUUCAAGUCCACCACGCCCGUCAUCAUGGUGGGCCCUGGCACUGGGAUUGCCCCCUUCAUGGGCUUCAUCCAGGAGAGAGCCUGGCUGCGUGAGCAGGGCAAAGAGGUAGGGGAGACCGUGCUGUACUAUGGCUGCCGGCGCUCGGACGAGGACUACCUGUACCGUGAGGAGCUGGCCCGGUUCCACAAGGACGGCGCCCUCACACAGCUGCGGGUGGCCUUUUCCCGGGAACAGGCCCAAAAGGUCUACGUGCAGCACUUGCUGAGGAGAGACAAGGAGCACGUCUGGAAGCUGAUCCACGAGGGGGGCGCCCACAUCUACGUCUGCGGGGAUGCUCGGAACAUGGCCAAGGACGUGCAGAAUACCUUCUAUGACAUUGUGGCCGAGUUUGGACCCAUGGAGCACGCGCAGGCUGUGGACUACGUCAAGAAGCUAAUGACCAAGGGCCGCUACUCACUGGACGUGUGGAGCUAGGAGCCACCGCCCUUCCACCCCUCGCUCCCGUAAUCUCUUCCCUUGCUCCCUCCUGCCAGCCUCCGCCUCCUGGUGGGGACUGUUUGCCUUGUCACAGGGAGGUCUAGGGACAGACUCCUCCAGGCCCAAGUUGUGCCCUUUGGGUCCCUGGGCUGAGCCCGGUCCACUGUAAAGGCAGCCCAGCCCUGGGGCACACAGCGGAGGAACCAGGCCCACCCUCGGCGACACCUCAGGCCCUCAGCGCUCCUCUUCCGCUGAGCUGGGGCCUGGCCCCGCCAUGAUUUUCAAUGAGUGUAAAUAACUUUAAAUAACCUCUGGCCCUUGGAAUAAAGUUGGGGUUGUUUUGUA
Jaculus jaculus (lesser Egyptian jerboa) is the source of this 2493-nucleotide messenger RNA. Its product is annotated as NADPH--cytochrome P450 reductase. Gene Ontology annotation, molecular function: FMN binding; NADPH-hemoprotein reductase activity; flavin adenine dinucleotide binding. Bases 109 to 2145 code for a protein of 678 amino acids. The record is from RefSeq and is a predicted model, not a curated record. Gene Ontology annotation, cellular component: cytosol. Lineage: Eukaryota; Metazoa; Chordata; Mammalia; Rodentia; Dipodidae. Gene Ontology annotation, biological process: response to hormone. The transcript has 16 exons.